AUGGGUCGUAUUUGGAUCGCAGAUAUACCUCGCCCAGAGUUAACCAAUGUUGAGAAGAUCGGGCCAUCCAUCAUGAAUGUGGAGCAUUUGUCUUCUUAUAAUUGGAUCGAAUCGUCCAGCCCCACUAUUGCUGUCCCCGGCUGCCCGCCUCUUUGGUCUCCACCCAAAACCCCCAAGAAAGUGCCCAAAGACUCUGGGCUCAGUUACAUUGCUCAAAACGCGUUUCGCCAUCCUGAAAGUUCGCUUGAGCCACUUUUUCGCUCGUUGUACAUUGAAAAUCCUUCAUACAACAUACACCAAGUUGACUUGAUAACUGAUCGAAACAACGUCCGCAAACUUCUGGCGUUCAUCAAUCCAAAUCUCACUAAAAAUGGACUGGAGCCUUUUACCAUUGAUAUUGAGAUCACAAGCAAUACAGCAAUUUUUUGCCGGGCAGAAACGGAAACACAUACAUUCAUUGGGCCACACGAUUUCAGAGGUUACGGUCACGAGUUUGAGAAAGCUUUCACCACAACUCAAGUAUCCGGUAGCACUGGACAUCAUCGGAUUAUCUCCUACAACUUCGGUGGUUUGAAAUUCAUAGUACGCUACGAAACAGACGCAUAUGUUGAUGAAGUUUCAAAACCUCAGUCUCAAAGUGUGGAUUCGGAAAAUGAGAAUUUCCUGAACAUGAUGAAAAACCUGUCUCUAUCGCGACCCGAAAAUCACUCUCGUCUUCCCAUCGAAACCCAAUUAGUGAUUCAGGAAGAAGGAAAACAGGUACCAAUCAAAUCAACUCUUGAGAUCAAAACGCGUGUUUCCCAUAAGCCUAUCAACAUCCAAGAAGUUCUUCCACAGCUAUGGGUAUCGCAAACCCCCAAUCUUGUCCGUGCCUAUCACAAUGGGGGCAUAUUUGGACCGCCGGAAGUCAAAGACGUCACUCAUGAGAUUGCUGAAUGGGAAGAAAACCAUGCUAAUGACCUUUGGAGAUUGGUUGUAUUGGUCAAGGAAAUCAUUAGAGUAGUGAGAGAGAACGAUGGGAAUGCUGUCCUUAAAUAUGACGGUCGAAGUGAUAGCCUUGCGGUUUGGACCAGAGAAGGGAGCAGAAUGUUACCGGAUGAUCUUUAUUUGAAACUCGGUGAUGAGACUGGAUCGACUCAGGCUGUUGAAUCGAAUUCUCGGAAAACAACACUCAAAAUUGGGGAUACUUUCUACAAUGUUGACAUCUCGGCGAUACCAUACUUAUCAUCCUUUGUCAGGUUUCAACGCCUUGCCCAGCCGCAAAAUACGAAAUUCGUCCAUGGCGAUAUUGCUUUGUUUGAUAUUGCUCUCAAGGGCCUGGAAUCAGGCUAUCGGCAAUGUUUCCGCUCUUUACGAGGAGAUAUCCCCCAGUAUCACUCUCUCUGUGAAACAUAUGACUUCCUUGGGGUCGACGUACUUGCCGGACAGUCAAUUGAUAAUAUUUUUGCCGAUUUGAAGGCCUGCAAAACCGAUUACGAACUCGAAAAUAAGCGUUAUCGAGCUGUAAGGGGCGAUAAAUCUCGAGCACGAGACGCGGCAUUUCGACUUUUAUUCCUGAUAAUACGCAGCGAAUUCAGUGAUGAAAAGAAAGAUCCUGCGAAAGUUUACAACGCCGUGUUAUUCGUUGUCUCACAUCCAGGCACCUUCAAACAGGGCACGAGAGUUGCGGUGCGGUCAGUUUUUGAGGAGCGGUUUGUCGUGUCCAGGAAGCAAAGAUGCCAAUUAGAUCGUUGGCACAAGGGAGUUACUAUCAACUCUUCAGGCGACGAGAACACGACCGAGGAUGAAUCUCCUGAGCUAUAUUUUUCUGAUGAGUCUUAA
Messenger RNA from Penicillium oxalicum, 1821 nucleotides. RefSeq lists its product as uncharacterized. The coding region runs from base 1 to 1821 and encodes 606 amino acids. Lineage: Eukaryota; Fungi; Ascomycota; Eurotiomycetes; Eurotiales; Aspergillaceae. The transcript has a single exon. The record is from RefSeq and is a predicted model, not a curated record.